Molecule: messenger RNA, 1765 nt
Organism: Brassica napus (rape)
Lineage: Eukaryota; Viridiplantae; Streptophyta; Magnoliopsida; Brassicales; Brassicaceae
Product: trihelix transcription factor ASIL2-like
Exons: 1
Coding region: 617-1537 (306 amino acids)
Cellular component (GO): nucleus
Molecular function (GO): transcription cis-regulatory region binding
Source: RefSeq, a predicted model, not a curated record
ACCGAAGUUCUUAGGACGGAGUUCUUAGCAGAGUAUAAGAAAUUAUCUCUCAACUUUUAACUAAAAAAAGUUAAGAACCGACUCUUAGAUAUCUUAAAGGACAUCUCGUUAAUCAUGCUUUUUCAUACGACUUGUACGCAAGACCAGCACCAGCACUGGUUAGCAAAUAGUAUGUUUCUAUUCCAAAUGUCAUUAGAUAAACAAGAUAUAGAAACUCGUGUCAUCAUGGCUGAGAGGGAUAAAUAUAUAUAUACUAAUUUAAAAUCUCCUACACUAUUCCUUUUGAACUUGAUGCUGAGAAUGGGAGGCAGGUAUAUGAUUAAAGAAGAAGAAGAAGAAGAAGAGCAUCAAAGAAUCAUGCAUUGAUUUCAAAGAAGCGCUUUAGAUUCAAGUCUCUCUCUCUAUUCCCCUUAAGAGUUAAGAAACUCAUAGUGUUAGUGGGCCGGCAACUUUACCGGUGACGGAACCUUAAUCCAAUCACAUCCUUACACGUCAGACUCCCCGUAUCGUUAUUCCACGUGUCCUCCUUCUCACCGACUCCGUCUCCUUUUCCGUUAACCCCCCCCCCCCAAACAAGAUCAUUACGCCACAAAAUCCCCUUUUCACGAUCACAUCCAUGGCCGACGACGACGACCAGAUCCGAUCUCACUCCGAUUCACCGGAUCCUUCUUCUUCUCCGCCACCGUCCGGCAAACUCACGGUAACGGUGGCUUCCCCAGCUCCGCCUCAGAAAGAUCCGGACGCGUCGCCUCUUGCGCUGCUUCCGAUCAGACCGACCGGCGGCGGAGGGAGGGAGGAUUGCUGGAGCGAGAAGGCGACGGGAGUUCUGAUCGAUGCGUGGGGGGAGAUUCACUUGGAGCUGAGCAGAGGGAACCUGAAACAGAAGCACUGGGAGGAGGUGGCGGAGAGGGUGAGAAGCAAGGAGGAUAACGGUAAAGCUCCCAAGACGGAUGUACAGUGCAAGAACAGGAUCGAUACGGUCAAGAAGAAGUAUAAGCAAGAGAAGUUAACAAGUGGCGGGAGCAGCAGCAGCAGCUGGGUGUUCUUCGAUAAGCUCGACCGUUUGAUUGGUUCAACGGCCAAGAUCUCAUCUGGAGGAAGCAGAGGUUUGAAUCUUUACCAUCAGCAAGGUAAGGCUGAAACGCCGCGUUUUGGAGGUAAGGCUAGGGUUACAUCUGCUUCGUUUAGUGAGUCUAAGCGAUGGCCUUUGAGGAGGAAGAGGAAUGUGUCUGAUUCAGAUUCGGUGUUUGAAGCUGGUGUCUCUGAGGACUCUGGGGACAGUCUACCACCUCCUCCUCCUCCUCUGUCGAAGAGGAAGCAAGGAGGAAGAAACAAGUGGAGGGAGCUAAGUCGUGCGAUCAUGAGAUUCGGUGAAGCUUACGAGGAAAUAGAGAAUGCCAAACUGCGACAGGUGGUUGAGAUGGAGAAAGAGAGGUUGAAGUUCUUAAAAGAGCUGGAGAUGCAGAGGAUGCAGUUCUUUGUGAAGAUUCAGUUGGAGUUAUCGCGGCAAAGGGAGGAGAAUGGGAAACAACAGUAGUAAUAACAAAGACAGCAGCAAUGUGAUUGUCGACGACGGUGUUGAUAACUAGAGAGUUUAGUGAUUUCAGGUCGUAAUCUACAUAUUUUAGAAUUUGAGUUUUGAAAUUGUUUGAAAAGAAGAUACUUUUCUUAGGCUUCUUCAUGAGUGUAUUAAUAUUUUUACCAAAUCUUUGUUCCCUUUUUGCCAAUUUUUUUGUUGAAAUGAAAAAAAUAGAUUUGAGUUUAA